Vairimorpha ceranae is the source of this 189-nucleotide messenger RNA. RefSeq lists its product as hypothetical. NCBI's taxonomy places the organism in Eukaryota, Fungi, Microsporidia, Nosematidae. The transcript has a single exon. The coding region runs from base 1 to 189 and encodes 62 amino acids. The record is from RefSeq and is a predicted model, not a curated record.
AUGCCUCGCCGGCCAGAUGUCUCAAGUGUUCUUUCUAUAAUUUUAGCAGCAAACAGAACUUUGUUGUGUUUUUCCUCAUCUUUUGCAUGGUUGUUUAAUGAUAUUUUUAGGAAAUUCUGUCCUAUAGUUGUCUUCAGCGAAGAGGUGCAUUUCCCCUUUAAAUUAACAAAUCAAUUUUACUUUGAUUGA